UGCGCGAGGCUGGCGUGUUGGUGGUUUUUGAGAGUUGUUCAAAACGGUUUAUUCUUUUUUUGUACGAAAACAGUGUUUAAAACUCGAAAUGUCGGUAUCAAACGGUGACCUGGCAGCGAAGAUAGAAGAUCUGAGCAGUCUUGUGCCCAACAGACUCUGUGUCGCCGACAGUUGCCGAGAACGCCGCACGAAAAGGGACGAUUAUCUGCCGUGGCAGGACUACUUCAUGUCUUCGGCCUACCUGGCCGCUAUGAGGAGCAAGGACCCCAACACGCAGGUGGGCUGCGUGAUUGUCAACCGGGAGAACAGGAUCGUGGGGACCGGCUACAACGGCAUGCCCAACGGCAUCAGCGACGACGAAAUGCCCUGGGGAAAGACGAGCAACUCACCUGUCGACACGAAGUAUCCCUUUGUGUGUCACGCCGAAAUGAACGCCCUGUUCAACCGCAACUGCUUUGACGUGCAUGGCUGCACGCUGUACUCGACGCACUUCCCGUGCAACGAGUGUGCCAAGAUGGUGGUGCAGUCGGGCAUCGGCCAAGUUGUCUACCUGCAAGAUAAGCACCCCAAAGACGCCCCUUACGUUGCAUCUAGGCUCCUCCUCACCAAGGCAAAAAUCCCCUUCCGGCAGCACAUUCCGAAGGUGAAGAAGAUAGUAAUAGACUUCGAAAACUUGGCUGCCAUUAAAUUUCAAAUGGUCCGCUACCCACUAUCUUUCGAAUCAGAGCCAAUCAGAGCUCGGCUUUUUGAUGACGUCACCACAAAAUUGUCGAAAGCGUGCCAGCUGGGAUGUAGCGAUGGGCCGAACUUUUGCCGAAUCGAGAGCCGAACCUUGAAUGGUAAGAUAAAUGACCAUUUACCUCACGUGGUGAUGGGUUAUGUACUAGGCGUGGCUGCCAACACUUUGCUGAAUAACUUGUGCAAACGAGAGAGCAACAUGAUUGCUGAUGCCAAAGCAGCAAAACUGAAACCGAAGACGCUUCUGGCAUAG
This is a messenger RNA of Ixodes scapularis (black-legged tick), 991 nucleotides long. RefSeq names its product deoxycytidylate deaminase-like. The record is from RefSeq and is a predicted model, not a curated record. Gene Ontology annotation, cellular component: cytoplasm. The coding region runs from base 89 to 991 and encodes 300 amino acids. Gene Ontology annotation, biological process: dTMP biosynthetic process; dUMP biosynthetic process. NCBI's taxonomy places the organism in Eukaryota, Metazoa, Arthropoda, Arachnida, Ixodida, Ixodidae. Gene Ontology annotation, molecular function: dCMP deaminase activity; zinc ion binding. The transcript is spliced from 6 exons.